This is a messenger RNA of Rotaria sp. Silwood1, 288 nucleotides long. Lineage: Eukaryota; Metazoa; Rotifera; Eurotatoria; Philodinida; Philodinidae. The record is from the annotation of a GenBank genome assembly.
AUGAGUGAAUGGCCAUCAAAAUGGAAUAUUCAAAAAAAUAAUCAAGAUCAAAACUUUACUUUUGCUGAAUUCUACAAGUUAAAUAUUACUAGUGAACAAUUAUAUCUUUGGUCGGCACCAAUGAAUGUCGUUGAACGUUAUCAAUUUUAUUUAAAUCUACUCUUAACGUCCAACACAUUAUCUUCAUCAAUGGCAACACACACAUGUUCUAUAAUUGUACGUCACCCAAAUUUGGCCCAUUGUGUCAAUAUUCAUUGGAUGCUUACAAGUCUCAUCAUUCAACGUUAA